Messenger RNA from Python bivittatus (Burmese python), 1208 nucleotides. The record is from RefSeq and is a predicted model, not a curated record. NCBI's taxonomy places the organism in Eukaryota, Metazoa, Chordata, Lepidosauria, Squamata, Pythonidae.
AUGGCUGGGAAGGCUUGGCGAAAAAUUAUGCAGCUUCCGCCGCCACCAUCACCACCAGCAGCCGAACGCGCCUCUCUUGAUAUUUGGAGCCACUGUGCAGCUCCUUUUCCUUUGGAGAAGAUCCUUAAUUCUGGCAUCUACCUGGACACAGGCAUUCCUUUAUCGCCCUCAUCUCCUACUCUCAGUAAAAAAGCCAUCAGGACCUCGGUGUCAAAAGACAGCAAAAAAUACCUCACCGUCCCUCAGAGCCACCACUUUGUGCGCGUUGACCAAGCCAGUGGGCGAUCGGAGCCAGCCAGCUACAGGAAAACGUGCAACAGUCCUGUGAUUAACAACUAUCUGGAUGGGGCGCAACUUAGUGUCCCAGAAAGUACAUCUCCUGGAGGGAUGCAUUUCCGAGACAGCAAGAGGAAAGUGGACUACGUCUUAGUCUAUCACUAUCGAAAGCAUUCCUCAGUCCCUGGUGGUGAUCCUCCAGGCCCCUUACAGAGGCCGGUGUCCUUGGCUAUUAUUUCUAAUGGGGAGACAGCCAAGAGCCAGCAGAAACAGCAGGAGGGAUCCACUCCGGAGGCCCAGGUCAUCGAUCUGACUCCACAGGAUGCUUUGGAGGGAGCAAAACAGGAGCAGAGGGAGGAGUUUGAACGCAACCUGAUAGAAGCUGGUCUGGAGUUAGAAAAGGAUGUGGAGAACAAGAGUCAAGGAUUAAUUUUCGUCCGAAUACAUGCACCAUGGAAUGUACUGAGCCGAGAAGCAGAGAUUCUGAAAAUCAAAAUGCCCACUAAAAGAACUUAUGAAAUCAAAGAAGAAGGAGGAAUUGUCAAGAAGCUGUCUUCGGUGUGGCAGAAAUUUACAGAACCAUUGCAGCCUAAAGUGCCAGAGCAAAACGCCACUAGAAUGAAGAAUUUAUCCUACCCCUUUUCCAGAGAAAAAGUAUAUUUGUACAACAUUCAAGAUAAAGAUACAUUUUUUGACAAUGGCACCCGCAGUCGAAUUGUACAUGAAAUUUUGAAGCGCACAUAUAGUUCAAAAGCCAAAAAUAGCAUGGGUAUUAACACAUUAAUAGCAAAUAAUGUUUAUGAAACAGCUUAUCCCCUACAUGAUGGUGAAUAUGAAGGUGAAAGCAAGGAAAUGAAUGAAAGAAAGCUGUUGUAUCGAGAGUGGGCACGAUACGGAGCAUUUUACAAGUUUCAGCCUAUUGACCUCAUAAG